GCAGACGACUUCAUCCGGGCCAAUGCCUGCAAUAAACUGACCGUCAUCGCUGAGCAGAUCCGGCACUUGCAGGAGCAGGCUCGGAAGGUCUUGGAUGAAGCUAACAGAGAUGCUGAUCUGCACCAUGUGGCCUGCAACCUUGUGAAGAAGCCAGGAAACGUUUACUACAUGUACAGGCGGGAGAGUGGCCAGCGAUACUUCUCCAUCCUGUCUCCUAAGGAGUGGGGGACCAGUCCCCAUGAAUUUCUCGGUGCCUAUAAGCUCCAGCAUGACAUGUCCUGGACUCCAUUGGAGGACUUGGAGAGACGAGAUGCUGAAAUAAACAUCCUGGAGAAGCUGCUGAGCCGUCAGGCAGCGCUGCCCCCAUGCACAGAGCCCAACUUCCAGGGCCUGACCAAGUGA
This is a messenger RNA of Nestor notabilis (Kea), 402 nucleotides long. Its product is annotated as chromosome unknown open reading frame, human C1orf50. The record is from RefSeq and is a predicted model, not a curated record. Lineage: Eukaryota; Metazoa; Chordata; Aves; Psittaciformes; Psittacidae. The transcript has 3 exons. The annotation marks the transcript as partial.